Messenger RNA from Entrophospora sp. SA101, 261 nucleotides. Lineage: Eukaryota; Fungi; Glomeromycota; Glomeromycetes; Entrophosporales; Entrophosporaceae. The record is from the annotation of a GenBank genome assembly.
AUGCCAGUUCCUUUCGAAGCGAUUAUACCUUUAGGUAUAAUAAUUGGAAUGUUUGGAGUUACUGGUACAUUAAUAAAUUUAUCUAGAAGAUAUCAACAUGAUUGGAAGCCGGAAAGAUUUCAAUUAGAUCGUUGGGAUAAAUUGAUGAUGGAGCGUGAUAGAAGAUUAACUGGAAGCCUUUAUGGACAAACCUCAAAUCCAACAGCUCCACCUUCAUUUUCUACAAAUAGUGUUUGGUAUUUGAGUAAUAAAUUCAUAUAA